GCUUUACUAAGUUAAGGAUGUAUCGUGAGUUUUCAGUUAUUUCGGAGUUAUUUUUGAAGAUAUUUCUCAGCAAAUGCUUCAACUUCGAUGGCUUGAGUAUUUUGCACUGAUGUAUUUAGCCGAGGAGGGAUGUAAGGUAUGGGCCGUCUACCGCCCUCACAUCACAUGGAGUAACGGCAGACCAAGCGCGGUGAUUCGGGUUGCUGUUUAAGCAGCAGAAACAACUUUCUAGAAAUGCAUCAUCGAGAUUACCAGGCCAUUUUUUGUUGUUGCCUGUCCUAUGCCAUCGAUAACAGAAUUUCAAUAUGAUUGUGGCAUAAACUAUUGCUGGAGACCCCUGUCACAAUUGCCGCCGAAUUGGAUACGGUGGAUGAUAAUUUCCCAAACGGUCCAAUCCUAUGUGUACCGUGUUAGUUUGUUCGAUACGCUGCCUAGUGUCUUCGAAAAAAGCGCAGGAGGAAUGCUGGUCCAACAUCUACUGCCAUUUACUCUAAGUUUAUGGCCUCUUCUUGUCGGUCAUUGCCUUCUCUCGCAGGUUUUGCUCUCAUGCCAGGGUGAACUCCAGAGGUCAUGCUUGCAGUCGGCAGCAGAGGAACUAGGCCACCAUUGCCAGUUGGCAUGCCAGUGUAGAGGCAACCCUCCCUUCCCCCCUCCCCCUCCUCCACCGCCUCCCCCACGACUAAUGGUGGCCACAGUGGUGGACCCUGUGGCUCCCUUGUUGAGGCCGUGGUGGAUGGAGAUGGAGAUGGUGCUGCUGGGAACAGUGGGCUUUGCCUCGGGUGUUCUCCUCCUCUCAGCCGUGAUCAUCUGCUACAAGGCUAUUAAAAGGAAACCAUUACGGAAGGAGGAGAACGGGAUGAGUCAAGGGGAGUACGCCAUGAGCAUACGCAACACCAAGACGACCCUGGGCCCCAACAACACCGUGGUGUAAACAGCCUGCUGGAGCAGAGAGUAGGGGACAUCGCAUGAGACCGCCUGCACCCCUAAAUGGUCCUGCAAACAGUUCUCUCUCUGUCUGGCCCGACCAGGGGUCAACCCAUCACUUGUUUCCUUCUCCUGGCCUGGAGAACGUCCGCGGAGGAGGAGUCGUAAAACCGAAGAGACAAUAAAUAGAUUGAUAGAUCUAUAAGUAGAGUUGAAGGAUCUGCAAACUCCACAUGAC
Hypomesus transpacificus is the source of this 1162-nucleotide messenger RNA. Its product is annotated as proline-rich membrane anchor 1-like. Lineage: Eukaryota; Metazoa; Chordata; Actinopteri; Osmeriformes; Osmeridae. The record is from RefSeq and is a predicted model, not a curated record.